AUGGCCGGCGCGGAAGAGUCGACGACGGCGAAGGCGGGGGCGGAGGCGGAAGCGGAGAUGAACAUUGCGCUCUCGCCCGGGGGCUGGGGUCCCAGCUUCGAGUUCGCGUUCGACGCGCAGAACUUCUCCGACAGGGUGCUGCGGAUAGAGGUCGUCGCCAGCGACGGCGUCGCAACAAAGCGCCGGCGCAAGGAGAAAGGUGAUGCAGGACAAGGUAUCGAGUCUUCCUCAGCCUUGGUAGAUACACCACUUUUACAAGUAAAGACAAUUUAUAUCAAUUCAGCUAUUCUUGCUGCAAGCAGUCCUUUCUUUCUCAAGCUUUUUUCAAACGGCAUGAAAGAAUCUGAUCAGAUACACCCAACACUUAGGAUUGCUGAUUCAGAGGAAAACGCGGUCAUGGAGCUUUUAAGCUUUAUGUACAAUGGAAAGUUGACAACAGCUGAGCCUGCUCUUCUGCUCGACAUUUUGAUGGCCGCUGAUAAAUUUGAGGUGCUUUCUUGCAUGAGGCUUUGCAGUCAGUUGCUUGCAAAGUUGCCUAUGACCACAGAAUCUGCGCUGCUCUAUCUAGACUAUCCAUGCUCUAUUUCAGUGGCAGCUGAAGUUCAUCAUUUGAUAGUCAGAGCCAAGGAAUUCCUUGCUAAGAAAUACAAGAACUAUACUAAGUUUGAGCAUGAACUAAUGAACUUCCCUCUUGUUGGAAUUGAGGCCAUCUUUUCAAGUACUGACCUACAUGUACCAGCUGAAGAAAGAAUAUAUACUUUCAUGCUCAAGUGGGCCCGUGCACGAUAUCCAGAACUGCUGGAAAGACGUAAGAUCUUGAGUUCUCGUUUACUGCCGCUGGUGCGCUUCAUUCAUAUGAGCUGUCAGUCACUGCAUAAGGUCUUAACAUGCGCCGAUGCCGAUAUAGACCAUGAUCAAGUAAAUAAGCUUAUCACUCGGUUACUUCUACACAAAGCUUACCCAGCACAGCAGCAUGGUGAUUUUGCAGCUGACACGACAGCCAGCUGGCAAUUUGCAGAGCGAACUUACACAUGCAAACCUCUGAAAAUUGUCGCGUUUGAUGAACCCUGCCCACAGGUUAUAGCUUACUGGGAUCUGAAGCGAGAGGAGUGCUCCGGACUCUUUCAGCAAGGACAGAUACCUUCGGAGUCGCUUUGUGGACCCCUCCUUUCAGGAAAGAUAGUCUCGCCCCGGCUCAAUCUUGCUGGGCUGGCUUUCAUGCUUGUUGCAACAUGUAAGAUGGACAAGCUGAGUGGGUUGUACAGUUUUGGCCUCUCCUUUCUCGUCAUAGAGAGACCGAAGGGAUCUGUGACAAUAGAUUAUGAAUUUGCUGCAAGGACAAGAGCGUCAGGGAAAUUUGUGGCUAGGUUUCAGGCUAAGCACACCUUCACUGGUUGUGUGAUGGUUGGAUGCAAUGAUGUUUUUGGCAUUCCAUGGCAGUCGUUCAUGGCUGACGAGAAUCUCUUCAUCAACGGCAUGCUGCACCUGAGAGCUGAUUGUAGGGUAUUGGAGCAACAGGAAACACAAACUUGAUUUCUUACUCUACAGAACUAGGGUUAGGACUUUGCUUAGUAGACCAGAUGCUGACUUGGAUCAUGGCAGAGACCCAAAUUGGUUGGUUACCCUGUUGGUGUCAUGGCCAAGAUGUUGCUCCCACCUGCCUUUUUCUGCUGCGUUUUGCUUCCUUAUCUUUCGGAGGUUCAUUUGGAGAUCAAGUCCUCGAGCUGUUCUGUUUUGGUACAUCCGUCUUCUGUUUCUUGUGUUGGAUGGAUGAUGUAUAGACAUGUUCGUAGCUUACAUCGUCUGGUUGGUUCAGCUGAGUUAUGAUCUUGCAGCGCUUGGCGUGCUCAACCUGAAUAUGCAUCCCAAGUUAGCUUUUUCGUUUCUCUUGUUGUCUAGUUAAAUCUAGCGCGUGUUGAUGUGAAUAAUUCCUGUUAUUGCUUGCUUGAUUUGCACAGCUACCAUUGACAUUAUUCCGAGGGCAAAGUGUGCUCCUCUUCUACUCA
Lolium rigidum is the source of this 2006-nucleotide messenger RNA. Its product is annotated as BTB/POZ domain-containing protein POB1-like. The coding region runs from base 1 to 1533 and encodes 510 amino acids. Gene Ontology annotation, cellular component: nucleus. Gene Ontology annotation, molecular function: protein binding. The record is from RefSeq and is a predicted model, not a curated record. The transcript is spliced from 5 exons. Gene Ontology annotation, biological process: response to red light. NCBI's taxonomy places the organism in Eukaryota, Viridiplantae, Streptophyta, Magnoliopsida, Poales, Poaceae.